Sinocyclocheilus rhinocerous is the source of this 2453-nucleotide messenger RNA. Its product is annotated as cleft lip and palate transmembrane protein 1-like protein. The transcript is spliced from 17 exons. NCBI's taxonomy places the organism in Eukaryota, Metazoa, Chordata, Actinopteri, Cypriniformes, Cyprinidae. The record is from RefSeq and is a predicted model, not a curated record. Bases 314 to 1903 code for a protein of 529 amino acids. Gene Ontology annotation, cellular component: endomembrane system; membrane.
UACAGUAUUCUGGUCGUACAUCUGAUCGUACGGUUGCAUAUUCGAGAAAUUAGAUGUAAAUUGUUAUCUCCGCUCUAGUCUUUGUGCUCUGAAGGUUUUAGGACUCCCUUCAUCCACUGAAACAUCACAUCGCUGCUGCACUGAUGCUUUCACGGCGCCUGGAAUAAAGACACUGCAUCAUUUCCCUUCCGCGAGCGCACAAUGAAUGAAUGAAGAGGCAAGUGAUGCUGUGCUCUGCCAGCUCGGGGUAACGCAUAACAGCGUUUGUUCUGUAUUUGUCCGCUUACAAUAACGAACUUGGCGUGGCGUUAAGAUGUUUCCGUCGUGCUAUUCCAAGCCCAAAAAUGGGUCUCAAUUCAAGAUGUCUUACACUAAAGUGAUUUUUGGGGUGUUGGUGGUGUAUGUCCUCCAUACGUGCUGGGCCAUGUACGGCUUCAUUCACACCAAACCCUGUGACAGCGCUAAAGGGGACAUCUGCGUUACAUCUUACCUUACUGUCAAGCCUCGACUUCAGCUCAGUAUCUAUUCCGCUCUGGACCCCAGUGAUGAAACUGGAUACAGCCUACUGUUCAAAGUGGACAGAUUUGACAUUAACACCAAGUUUGAAAGGAAGGUGAGUGUCGCAGUUCCUGAGAUGACCCAUAACAAUGGGACGGUCCAUGCCGUAGUGUUUGUGCACAAGAGUGGAGUUUUGCCUUGGAAAGACAGUAGACAUGUGCGGCUUGUGGCCCGUCUCACCUCUCAAAUGGUCCCUCUUCAGUCUGGCAACCGUGAGGCACCAGAAGAGCAGCAGAUUGUUUCUUACUGGAGAUCACGACUUAUCUUAAAUGUAAUGAAUGAGGAUUUCACCUUCAACAGUGCUGCCGUGCCCAGCGACCUUCGCCGCUAUAUGAAAAUAGUUGAAGAUGGAAAAAAGGAAAAAAAGAAAUUUUAUCUGCCACUGCUACUGGUUGAUGAACUAAGAAGCCGAUUAAAUGAUUUAAUUGAGAUGAACAGCACCACAAAAGCAGUCCCUCUGACAAUAACAUAUGACACCAUUACCUUACGCAAGUUCAGAAUAUGGAUCCACAUACAAGCUGUUAUAUACUCACUCAAACAUUUUGGAUUUUCGGAGCAGAAUCUUGAUGAAAUUAAAGCCAUGUUUGUUGAGAGUGGGCUGCAUGUCUUGGCUUUGUCCGUUCUAGUACCUGCAUUCCAUCUAUCAUUUGAAAUCUUUGCCUUCAAGAAUGACAUAAGGUUCUGGCAAGAAAAGAAGAGUUUAGCUGGCAUUUCUAGAAGAUCUGUUGUGUGGAGAUGUUUCAGCACCAUCGUAAUAUUCCUCCAUCUACUAGAAGAACAAUCCAGCUGGCUGAUUCUACUUCCCACUGGGAUCUCAGCUCUAAUUGAGUUAUGGAAAGUGAAAAAGGUCUUAGCGCUUUCACCCAAAUUUCAUGAUGAAAGAAUGGAUGAUUUCGAGCGAGCAACGGAAGACUGUGAUGCUAAGGCCAUGAAGUUCUUGUCAUAUCUGAUGUAUCCAUUGUGUAUCAGUGGGGCCAUAUACUCAUACUUAUAUCUCCAAAAUAAAAGUUGGUACUCUUGGAUAACCAAUGGCCUUAUUAGUGGUGUUUAUGCAUUUGGAUUUCUUUCAAUGGUUCCUCAGUUGUUCAUCAAUUAUAAGUUAAAAUCAGUGGCUCAUCUGCAGGUGUCCAUCUUUAUGUAUAAGGGCUUGAACACAUUCAUCAGCGAUGUGUUCAGUGGAAUAAUAACCACUCCUGGACCCCAUCACUUGGCGUGCUUCAGAGAUGAUGUGGUCUUCCUCAUCUACCUCUAUCAGCGCAGGAUUUACCCAGUGAGCAAGUCCAGGUCACGUGAUUACGGGGCGUCACACAGGAAGAAACCCAAAGGAAAGCCACAUGAAGACUAACCCUCCACGGCGUCUGUGACAGCUUGCGCUCUCCAUGCAUGCAAUACAGGAGAAACGCUACAAAAAUUGAAGAAGGGCAUUACAGUCACUGAAAAGUUCUCUUUGUGUAUCCUUGUAAUGAGCCUGCCUCCUGCUGCGAAAUCCGACAGAGCUACACUUACAGUACAAUCGUUUCUACUUGAACAAGACAGACCUGAAGAGAUUAGCAGCGCACACCUGCUUUAGAUUAAAUCCGUGUGUAAUAUUCACUCAGGCCGAUCCAACCAACAAUUAGAAAGUGAUGUGAGCUCUGAAGGAAACUACAGCAACACCCACCUGUGCUUUUAUAACCUUUGAAAGAAUGACUGCAAUGGCAAUGCCUAUGAUUACCGCAUCUACACUACUGUUUUCAAACAUUUAGAAAAUCGCCCACUAGUUGUUUUGAACGCAAAAGAACUUUGCACAGAUUUGGAAACACAUUUUGAGUUAGCUGCUUUGCAUUUAUCUUGGUUUUGCAUUUGAACCGCAACGCAGAUAUUUCUGACAUGCUCACCUCUGCUGCGGAUACGAC